This is a messenger RNA of Dromiciops gliroides (monito del monte), 4988 nucleotides long. Its product is annotated as beta-galactosidase-1-like protein 2. The record is from RefSeq and is a predicted model, not a curated record. Lineage: Eukaryota; Metazoa; Chordata; Mammalia; Microbiotheria; Microbiotheriidae. The transcript is spliced from 19 exons. Gene Ontology annotation, molecular function: beta-galactosidase activity. The coding region runs from base 73 to 1986 and encodes 637 amino acids. Gene Ontology annotation, cellular component: vacuole. Gene Ontology annotation, biological process: carbohydrate metabolic process.
CGGAGUCGGGAUUGUGACCGUGACCCCGGGUAGGAGCCGCCACCGCAGCCACCGCAGCCGCCGCCGCCCAAGAUGUGGAGCAGCGCUGGCCGGCGGCGAGACCAACGCCGGAAACUUACCCUGCUGUUGCUGGUGGUCAUAGCCUUCCUGCUAGCCCGCUGGUUUAACUGGAGUAAUCUGAUGGCCAUACGGCGUUGGAACCGGCAUUUGGGACUGCAGGCUGAGGGCCAGAAUUUCAUACUGGAGGGCAACCCCUUCCAGAUUUUGGGGGGCUCUAUACACUAUUUCCGAGUGCCCAGGGAAUAUUGGAGAGAUCGACUGCUGAAGUUGAAGGCCUGUGGCUUAAACACCCUCACUACGUAUAUUCCCUGGAAUCUCCAUGAGCCAGAAAGAGGAAAGUUUAACUUCAGCGGGAACUUGGACGUAGAGGCCUUUGUCCAGAUGGCAGCAGAUAUUGGGUUGUGGGUGAUUCUGCGUCCUGGUCCCUACAUCUGCAGCGAGUGGGACCUUGGGGGCUUGCCCAGCUGGUUACUCCAAGAUUCCCACAUGGAGCUGAGAACAACCUACAAAGGCUUCGUUAAAGCUGUGGAUCAUUAUUUUAAUCAUCUGAUUCCCAGGGUGGUUCCAUUGCAGUACAAACAAGGAGGGCCCAUCAUCGCUGUGCAGGUGGAGAAUGAAUACGGCUCCUACGACAAGGACCCAAACUAUAUGCCCUACAUCAAGAUGGCCCUGUUGAAUAGAGGGAUCGUUGAGCUGCUUAUGACGUCAGACAACAAGGAUGGCCUGAGUGGAGGCUACUUGGAAGGAGUGCUGGCUACGGUCAAUUUAAAGCAUGUGGAUUCCAUGAUUUUCAACUAUCUCCAUUCAUUCCAGGAAAACAAGCCCACAAUGGUGACAGAAUAUUGGACGGGAUGGUUUGACACAUGGGGUGGUCCCCACAACAUCGUGGAUGCCGAUGAUGUGGUGGUCACUGUCUCGUCUAUCAUCCAGAUGGGCGCUUCCCUCAACCUUUACAUGUUUCAUGGAGGAACUAACUUUGGUUUCAUGAAUGGGGCUCAGCAUUUUGGUGAAUACAGGGCUGAUGUCACGAGCUAUGACUACGAUGCCGUGCUGACAGAAGCUGGAGAUUACACACCCAAGUUCUUCAAGCUGCGCGAGUUCUUCAGCACCAUCUUAGAUAAUCCACUGCCCCACCUGCCUGCCACACAACCGAAGGCCUCCUACCAUGCUGUGAAGCCCUCACACUACAUGUCACUGUGGGAUGCCUUGGAGCACGUGGGCAAGCCAUUUGAGUUCGAGAAGCCUGUCAAUAUGGAGAAUCUGUCAGUGAACCAAGGCAAUGGCCAGUCUUAUGGGUACAUACUCUAUGAGACUUCUAUCUAUGAGGGAGGCACUCUUUUCUCCAAGGACCACAUUCGGGACCGGGCCCAGGUGUUUGUGAACAAGAUGUACAUUGGACACAUGGACUAUGACAUUGAAGGACUGCCCAUCCCUGAGAGCCAGGGUCACCGUAAGCUGAGUAUCCUGGUGGAGAAUCGUGGUCGAGUAAACUACGGACAGAUGCUCAAUGAGCAGCGGAAAGGAUUAAUUGGUGAUAUCUAUUUGAAUGAGUCCCCACUGCGGAAUUUCAAAAUCUACAGCCUAGAGAUGAAAGAAAACUUCAUCCAGCGGCUCUCCUCCAUCAAGUGGAGUCAGAUCCCAGAGGAAGCCACAGGUCCAGCUUUCUUCCGGGGGACUCUUCACGUGGAUUCUAUAGUCCUGGACACCUUCCUGAAGCUUGAGGGCUGGGUCAAGGGAGUGGUGUUCAUCAAUGGCCAAAACCUUGGGCGCUUUUGGAACAUCGGUCCCCAGGAAACCCUCUACCUCCCAGGCCCCUGGCUGCACCCUGGAGACAACGAGGUCAUUGUGUUUGAGGAACAGAAGUCAGGCAUGAUCAUCCAGAGCAUGGACACACCCUACCUAGGCAGGAGCCACUACAUUGACUGAGCAGCCUGGCUCCAGUUUAUUUAGGAAAUCCCUGGCUGAGGUAGGGAAGAAGGACGUAGAGACCCUCUUCUCUCCAGAGCCUCUGAAAGCCUUUUUGGACAUCUCUCUACAGUGAGAAGAUCUUCUUCAGUACCUGCUCUGGGGAGGAACCACUUUUAUCCAUCACCCCCUGGCCUCUGGCCCAGCUGAAAAGAAUAUAAAGGGAAGGGAGAAUUGUCCUAACUGCCAUUAUAGACGUGAACCCUCUCUUGAGCUGUUUUUUUGUUUUUGUUUUUGUUUUUUUGCAGGGCAAUGAGGGUUAAGUGACUUGCCUAGGGUCACACAGCUAGUAAGUGUGAAGUGUCUGAAGCUGGAUUUGAACUCAGGUAGUCCUGAAUCCAGGGCUGGUGCUUUAUCCACUGCAUCACCUAGCUGCCCCCAUUGAGCUGUUUUUUUGAUAUGGGGGGGGGCGGCAAUUUCAAGUUUGCCCUGCCAGAUUGUAGGUGAAGAGUAGAAAAUCUUACACCAGAGUGGAGCUGUAGAAACCCAUCAUUCGGAGUGAGCCGCCACGGGUUUCUAUACUAGAUACUUAGACCAGUAGGUGAGAAGACAUUUAGCCAAUUGAAGCCUCCAUUCUCUGAUUGAUCCUUUGGGAUGUAAACAUCACUCCUCAUUUUCACCCUAGUAACAGUUUAAUUUGAACACUUCUAAAGGCCGAGGCUGCUGCCGUCCAGCAAGAAGCAUUGUUUCUAGGUAUUUCCCAGCUGGUGAAGAAGCCAGGUCGAUACUAGUCACUGACAAUUGGGGGUUGGGGAACAAAGUGGAUCCAACUUUCUCUCUCCCUUCCACCAUAACUGCCUGGAGCGCUGGUAUAUACAAUACAUAGCAGAGAAAGCUCUGAUUGAAGGACAUAAGACAUUGUCUUCCCACCCCUCCCCACCACAAACCCCUAGGAUAGGAGUGCAAUGUGACAAAUAGAGAGGUCAAAGUAUGGGGUGGUCAGGGCAGGAGGGCUCACUCGAUUGAUGCAACCCCCAUUUUUUUCACCAGAUAUAUCUAUUUUCAGUUUUAUUUAAACAGUAAAGGAAGCACUUGUGGAAAGGAGAGGUAGGUGCCCUGAGGUACCACUCUUGUGCCUGCCAGCAGAGGUCUUCACCUUGAAUCACUUAAGCACUCAGGGAAUGUGGGACUGCUCCAGAGGGCCCUCUGCCAGAUCCCUAUUACCUCCCCUCCCACAAAACACCUUUCUUACUCUCCUCUUCUGUCUUCUCUUUCCAAGAGGAAGGCCUCGGGGGAAGAGGUGGGCUCUGGCCUUCUCUUUCCUUUGGGAAUUGCUUCCUUUCCCCAUAGUUGGGGUUUUGCUAUUCUGGGAAUGGUGCCCAAUGGGUUGGUUCAGUUGUGUUCGAAUUGCAGUAAAGACAUUGCUUGUGGGGGCAGCUAGGUGGCACAGUGGAUAGAGCACCGGCCCUGGAUUUAGGAGGACCUGAGUUCAAAUCCGACCUCAGACCCUUGACACUUACUAGCUGUGUGACCCUGGGCAAGUCACUUAACCCCAAUUGCCUCCCCCCCCCAAAAAAAAGGACAUUGCUUGCGGUUUCCCCCGAACUCCAUUAGUAAGUGCUCGUUUGUUCCAGGAGACAAAACAGGGUUGGGGCAGGCCGAGGACCAAUGAGAUCUGCCUCUUGGAUGAUUUGGGGUGGAGGGGCAUUAGUCUAGUCUUCAGGUUAUUCAGAAUCCUCACUUCUCUUAAUCUGGAUCCUUCAUGCUCCAUGCUUUUCUGGGGUCUACCCUGCUCAGUGGCAGCUCUCCCCACAAUGAGGUGGGCAGGGGCACCGAGGAAGGGAGAGACAAUCCCAUCAAUCUCCUUCCCAGGUAAUGGAGGCUAAUGUAGCCCACCAUCACCCUGCUGUGUAUCAGCCUAAGUGGCUAAGGUCUCUGACUUGGGCAAGAUCCCUCCAAGCCUCGAGAAAAGCGGGAAGAACUUAGUCGGAAGGCCCUGAGUGAUACCAUGGGGUUAGUUUUGAUAAGAUUUAUACCUGGAAAAAAAAGACCCGCAGCCCUAAGGCUCGGGGUGUGAACAGCUGGGGAGGCAGCUAAAAGAUCUCUGGGAGGACUUAUGCCUCAGAAGCUGAAGCCUUCAAACCAAGAUGUUCAUUUUGUUGGUUUUUAGACCAGUGACUUCACAGUUAAAGGGAAGCAGGGGGCCACUAAUCCCGACAUAAGGUUCCCUGCAGGGCACAUAUUGGCUUAGUUUUUAAGAGGUGAUUUUAUCUGUUUUAUUGUAUUUUUAUUUAUUUUGUUAAAUAUUUCCCAAUUGCUUUUUAACCUGGUUCAGUCAACACAGGAAUGUUGGACACUUCUGGUUUAGACUUAAGAAAGUGUUAAUAAUGGAGAUAAAUGGAGAUAAACCAAAAAAGUGUGUCGUGUACUUUUUUUUCCUAGACAUUUAUUUCCCAGCACACCCCGGCCUAAGGGUGGGAAUAAGGGCUUUGUGGAUCCUGUCUUCCCACUCAUGGCUCUUCUACCCUACCUCUUCUGCCCAGAAGUGGGGGUGAACAGCCAUCUCUCAGUUCUAUACCUUAUGGAUUAUCAAUGGUAUGCAUGCUUUUCCCUCUCAGGCUUCCUCCCCUGUUGUUACCUAAGGCAGAUGAGACUCAGUAUCAGCCAGAGGUAAGCAUGAUUAUGAAAAGGAUCCUGCUGCAGAAAUUGCCUUGCACUGUGCAGCUCAUGUGUCCAGCCUCGAGGGUGCUUGUGGGCACUCUUAGUGUCCAGGCAGCACAUUGUUGAACCCUGUGUGAAUGAUUUGGGGGUGUGGAUAAUCAAGAGUUGACUGUGCUUGGAAGAACUGAGGAAGAAAGUGGUGCUAGGGGCAAGUAGUAUGGGUUCUUGUUCAAUCGUGUAACGAUUGGAAUGAUGCCACCUGCUGGAGACUUACUGUAGAAGAGUUCUGCCCAUGAAGCAAAGGUCUUUGAGGGCAAGACCAGGAGUCUUUUCUUUGGCGGCAGGAAGUGACGCGGGCUAGU